CUUGACUUCAACUUCCUCUUGAUGUGGCUAAAAUUUACCACUUGAAACUUCUGGGGUGAAGUUUGCUUUCAAACAGCAGAAAUCUACACAGCAUCAUGUUGAAGUGUUCUAACAUCAUGAAGAUCAUGCAGCUUCAUCUUUAUUUGCUCAUAUGGUGUCAAUCUGCAGAGACUUUAACAGACCAACUAACAGAUUUAGGUCAAAAUGUGACUAUAAACUGUGAUGUUGAUGUAAAGGAGGUUAACUGGUUAUUACUGAAACUACCAGAUCCUCCAUUUAUGAUAUUACGCACUUCCACAACUUCAGCUACUUUUUACUACAAUAAAAUAUUUAGACAAAAAUAUUCAGUGCAAAGUAAACAUCGUCUGUUCAUAAAUAAUGUCACUCUUGAUGAUUUAGGACUUUAUUACUGUGUGACCACAGACUCUCCUCCAAAAUACAGCGAUGGCACCAGACUACACAUCACUGAUCCAACUCUAAAUCUAGAUAGCAAGAAUUACACUGUGGGGAAUCAUACAGUGGUGAAGUGCAUUGAGAAGGAUCAGUCUCAUUUGCUUAUUAUCCUCAUAUCUGCUGUGUUUAAUGGAGUUCUAAUCAUUGUGAUCAUAGGACUAGUAAAGGUGUUUGUUCUUGGAAGCAAGAGAACCAGAGACGACUUGAAACGAUCUCAAGAUCCUCAUCUACAACAGCCUCAAGUUCUGGAUCUUGAACAACCACAAAUCUUAAGCCAAGUGCAGUUCACUACAGCAGACGUUUCCACACCAUGUACAAGGUUUCAGCCUCGUGAAAUUAACAGCACAUAUGCACUUCUAGAGCGGCCAGAAUGAGUAAUACAUAAUAGCAUCUGACCCUUUUAGUUCAUUUCUCGUUUCAUUAUGUGUAGAUCCCUUUCAUCAGCAUAUUUAGCUCACUAUAUGUUUUUGACCCCAAGGAUUGGGGUUUCAUUUAGUAUAGCAUGAGCGUUCAUGUGAAUUGUAAGUUGUGCUUAUCACAUAUUUAUCUUAGAUGUCACAUAGUUAAAUGUUAUAACUUGUCACGUUAACUCUGUGUUUUGAUUCCUAUUUUUUUGAGCUUGCAUAAUGAACAAUUACAUUGGCAGAAAUACUGCUUAAUGCUAUAAUGUUAAUAAGUUUUGAUUUGAUUGGUGUUUGAAAAAUUUUGAGUUUGCAAUCAGAUGUUGUAGCUAUAGGCUGUAAGUUAAACAACAGAACAACAAAGUUAUUUAUGAUACACUUUGUGUAUAUGUUCAUAAAGUGUUCAUGCUGCCUUAAAAUAUUAUGUUUAACUCAAAUAUCCACAUUUUCAUG
Molecule: messenger RNA, 1307 nt
Organism: Labeo rohita (rohu)
Lineage: Eukaryota; Metazoa; Chordata; Actinopteri; Cypriniformes; Cyprinidae
Exons: 5
Coding region: 96-827 (243 amino acids)
Source: RefSeq, a predicted model, not a curated record